AUGCUAUCAAAUAAACCAUUACCAGCAAUAGAUAAUGGACAAGAAACCCUCGGCAGAGGAGGAGAACGAAGUCUGAAAGUCAGAAGUGCCGUGAUAAUGUCUUACAGCGGUGUCGGGUACUCUGGAUUUGAACGCUCUAAAGGAGAUGCCACCAUUGAAACUGAUUUGCUGACUGCUAUGGGCAGCCUGUCUGCCAUCUCAAAAUCCAAAAAGCAUUUGAAGAUUAGUCGAACUGCUAAUACCGACCAAGGUGUUCAUGCUGCUAGGCAGUUGAUAUCUCUGGAGAUAAAUGCUCUCAAUACUCCAUACUUUUUGGAAUCUGUGAAUCAAUUGUUGCCUGAACAGAUCAGAGUCUGGGGCGUCAUCAGGACAACCGCAGACUUCAGUGCCAGGCGAAACUGUGACUUGCAAACUUGGACAUACUUACUCCCAACAUACUGCUUCCAAGAACCGCCUCCUCAAACCCACUACUAUAAUCCUGUUCGAGAAGACGAUGCAGACAGCACACUCGGCUACCAACCCGAACCUCAAACUGGUGUAUUCCGAUCAUUGACUCGUCGCAUGUCUCGUUCGGGCGUUAGCUUGGAACCUUACAACAGUAACGGAUACCAACAAUAUAAUGAUGGAGACAAGAAGGCUAUGAAUGGUAGUUCCUAUGCUCUGUCUGCACCCGUAUCUCCCGUAGCUGUAGAUGACGACUACCGUCCCAAACCACCACCAAAGAACCAAAACCAGGAUCGUGGAUUCAUCUCUACAUUGAAGCGAAUGACUACUCGACGAGGCCGCUCAAGGUCUAAUGAACGAAUGAAUGGUGGCGCACCCGCUGGUAUCUCACGUUCUCACACACCAUACGCUAAUGGAGUACUAGGUGGUCAAGCAGCCGAUCCACUGGACGAGAUACCUGCCACUCUUCGUCGCAAGGAUUCCAUCGGUGGUGCUUUGGGAGGUGGUGGUGAUUACGAAGAUGGUAUGAUGGGAACAUUACGUAGAACCUUAUCUCGACGUGGUAGUGCAUCCGGUGCUGGAUCAUCGUCGAAUACUGGGACACGGUCACGAUCUCAGCCACCUGUACGAACAUACCGUGACGAAGAUUAUGAAAACAAAUUCAAUCAGACCUUGAAGAAUAUGAUGACACCUGCUGAACCACUCAUGUUGCCUGAACCUACCGAAGCUGAAUUAAAGAAUAUUCGAACCUAUCGGGCUACUGCUCAACAGUUUAGAGCUCUCAACCAUAUCAUGGGGAUAUAUCGUGGUACUCACAACUGGCAUAAUUACACGAGAGGUGGUCAAUACGAUGAAAUGCCAUAUGAACGAGUCAUCAGCUGUGAAGCAUCAGCCCCCGAAUACCAUCAAGGAAUGGAAUGGGUCCGUAUCACUAUAUCUGCUCGAUCAUUUGAAAAGUAUCAAAUACUCAAAAUGAUUGCUCUCGCUGUCUUGGUCAUACGAACCAACACACCUCGAUCGGUGGUCGCCAACUCCUUCGGUCGUGCCAAGAUUGAUAUCCCAGAACUACCUGGAUAUGGCCUCGUAUUGGAAGAUGCCUCGUAUGAGAGCUAUAACUCGGAGGUUGCUCGAUUGGCUACUACUUCUCGUGCUUUUGGUGAAUUGCAACCUGUUUCGUUCCGUCCCUACCAGGACAACAUUGAAGAAUUCAAAAAGAAGCACAUCUAUGAAAGAAUCUUCAGCAGUGAAGCUGAGCGUAUGGGUAUGGCUGACUGGACACGAGCCAUUGACCGAUACUCUUUCCUCUACACCUCAUAUCUGAACCCACGUGGUAUCAUAGAUUUGUCCGAGUUCUGGGAACGUGCAGCUGAAACAGGAGCUCAAUAA
This is a messenger RNA of Synchytrium microbalum, 1830 nucleotides long. RefSeq lists its product as uncharacterized. Gene Ontology annotation, molecular function: pseudouridine synthase activity; RNA binding. The transcript is spliced from 9 exons. Gene Ontology annotation, cellular component: nucleus. NCBI's taxonomy places the organism in Eukaryota, Fungi, Chytridiomycota, Chytridiomycetes, Synchytriales, Synchytriaceae. The record is from RefSeq and is a predicted model, not a curated record. Bases 1 to 1830 code for a protein of 609 amino acids. Gene Ontology annotation, biological process: mRNA pseudouridine synthesis; tRNA pseudouridine synthesis.